UCCUGGCGGCCCAUUCUUGCGUAACGUAAAAAAAGUUCACCUUGAUGUUUGGACGGUAAACCCCGACAUUAACUUGUCCGUUGAUCUUGAUUUUCUUUCUUUUUUUAGUUUCUCUUGCUGACAUUGACUAAACUCUUUAUCUAAGCCACUCCUUUUUCGAGUUGCCAUAGCAAAGACGAAUGCGUUUGGUCGUUAGGUACGGACGCUUGUUUUUGACAAGAUGGCAAACAAAUUUCAAGGCAAGCGAGAUGCCAAUUCUGCCGAGCAUCCGUUGCCAACGCCUAGCAUGGAAUGUCCUUUUAACAAAUUAGCAACCGAAGCUUUCUUGGUCUUUGACGAAGCCCAUAACGAAACGGUUGACGUGCGAGAAGUUGGGACCAUCAUUCGCUCGUUGGGAUGUUGUCCUUCCGAGUCGGAAUUGCAGCAUUUAGUGACGGCCAUGGAAGAGGAUGGAACAACUCAGUUUGUAACUCUUCAAAAGUUCGUGCCUACAGUGAGUAGUGUGUUGCAACAAAAAAGGUUCCAAUCAGCCACCGAAGAUUUGAUUCUGCGCGCUUUCCAAACAUUGGAUUCUGAAAGGAAAGGGUUUUUAACCCGAAAAGAACUCGAAUCUUCGUUGACGGGCAGCGGGGAGCCAUUUUCUUCCGACGAAAUGGAAGAAAUGUGGACAGCAAUCAAAGCACUGCGAUGCCCGUCAGACUUGGACCGUACCCUGCCACCGGACGCUUUUGAAUACAGCGUCUAUGCAAAAUACAUGAUGAAAUAGCGUCUUCCGACAAAAGAA
Messenger RNA from Daphnia carinata, 784 nucleotides. Its product is annotated as dynein regulatory complex protein 8-like. The record is from RefSeq and is a predicted model, not a curated record. Bases 221 to 766 code for a protein of 181 amino acids. Gene Ontology annotation, molecular function: calcium ion binding. The transcript has 4 exons. NCBI's taxonomy places the organism in Eukaryota, Metazoa, Arthropoda, Branchiopoda, Diplostraca, Daphniidae.